Molecule: messenger RNA, 711 nt
Organism: Neltuma alba
Lineage: Eukaryota; Viridiplantae; Streptophyta; Magnoliopsida; Fabales; Fabaceae
Product: transcription factor DYT1-like
Exons: 4
Coding region: 1-711 (236 amino acids)
Biological process (GO): regulation of DNA-templated transcription
Cellular component (GO): nucleus
Molecular function (GO): protein dimerization activity; sequence-specific DNA binding; DNA-binding transcription factor activity
Source: RefSeq, a predicted model, not a curated record
AUGGAUUAUGCAGAAGAGAAUGGGUUCUGUGUUACUUUUGAUGAUUUCUGUGAUGUUAAUGAUAAUAACAACAACAAUGGAGGCAGCAUCAGAAGAAGCAUGAUCAGGAAGAGAAAAUAUGGUGACAGUAUUAAUAAUGAAGAUGAAGAAGAAGAAAAUGGAGAUGUCAAAAUAUACAAAUCCAAGAACCUCAGGACUGAGAGGAAGAGGAGAGAGAAGCUCAGUAGUAGGCUCUUGAUGCUGCGAUCUUUAAUGACCAGAGCCUGCAUAAUUGAUGAUGCCAUCACUUACAUCAAUAAAAUGCAAACCCAGGUGGAGAGUCUCACUCAGGAACUUCAAGAAAUAGAGGCGAAGGCAAAUUCUCAGCUGCCAAAAGCCUUAGAUCAGCCGAAGACAAAGAAAAGAGAUGAACCAGAGGAGGAAGAAGAAGAGGAGGAGGAGAUGAAGAAAUGUGGGAUUCAGGAACAAGUGAAAGUGGCUGAAAUUGAAGUGAAUAAGCUGUGGAUGAAGAUCAUCAUCGAGAAGAAAAGAGGAAGAAUCAUGAAACUGAUUGAAGCCAUGAAUUCCUUUGGCAUUGGUCUCUUAGACACCAAUGUCACCACCACAAAAGGAGCAUUCCUCAUCACAACCUCCAUUCAGGGGAAGAAUGGUGAAAGGCUUGCAGCACAAGAAACCCAGGAGUUGAUGCUUGAUAUUGUUAGAGCUAUAUAG